Molecule: messenger RNA, 2670 nt
Organism: Hippoglossus stenolepis (Pacific halibut)
Lineage: Eukaryota; Metazoa; Chordata; Actinopteri; Pleuronectiformes; Pleuronectidae
Product: myeloid-associated differentiation marker-like protein 2
Exons: 1
Coding region: 905-1816 (303 amino acids)
Cellular component (GO): membrane
Source: RefSeq, a predicted model, not a curated record
ACACAAACUUUAAACGGCCACCCCUUGCAGUCCACCGAGUACAGACUGACACACACACACACACAGACACACUCACUCACAGGACAUUCAGGAGGGAGAGGGUGUGUGUUUUUGUGAGGAAGAAAGAGUGGGAGACCAAAUCCAAGAAGCAAAGGGAAACAGAAACAGUGAGACAAAGUGCAGGAGACAGAGCCAACAGUUUGAGUGAUUUUCACUGGCGGUUAAGGGCCUGUAGUGAAGAAAUUACAAGGGAUCAUGGAGUAACGGGACUUGACAGACAAGACAACAAAGUACUCCACCUGUUCGGCAGCGAGGGCUACUGUUGGAAGACUGAUCUCGGCAUACGACUUACAGAUGGGAGCUUAUUGGACAAGCUCUUUCUUUAUUUUGAACUUGUAACACACUGGACAGCUUGAGGAUUGAAGAGAGCAAGCAAAGGAAAACCAAGGUUUCAGAGGACAUACACCACAGCUUCGAGUAAGACUGGGAUCAAACCCUUACCCUUAAAGACAAUAUAAAAAGGACUGUUGUAUUUGUAUUUGUAUGAAGUAGUUUCUAUAUGCAUGUUUCAUAGACUUGUGCAACGAAGCUGUGCCAUUUCCUUCCUAAACAACUUCCCAAUCAACAAGGAUAUUUUACCACUUGGGUCUAACUAAAUUAAAUAAAGUCAUUUACUAUUACAAACUACCAUAAAAACGUCGACAAAACAGUGUAUGAAUGUAACUUAAACACAGGGCUGUAAUUACAAAGUAAGCUCAGGGUAAACUGACAGACGUUUGUAAUUAAAGACCAACUAUAAAAGGCAACAGAAGAAAGGGUGAGGUCUACAUCGACAGAGGAGACCGCAAGGACACCAGGACAGAGAACAGGCCGUCGAGAACCUAACCAAGAAAAACAGCACACCAUGGAUUCUCAUGGAGGACACUACCUCAACAAAGACGCUGUGUUGUCACCUUUAGGUGCAGCCCGAAUGUGCCAGAUGCUCCUCGGCUGCACCAUAUUGGCCCUUGUGUCCCACAGUGCAGGCUACAGCGCCACCUAUGGAACCUUCUGCAUGUUUGUGUGGGGUUUCUGCUUCGCUGUGACACUGGUCGUGUUCACCUUGGACAUCACCCGGCUCCACGCAUGCAUGCCCAUUUCCUGGGAUAACUUCACCGUGGCCUUUGCCAUGUUGGCAACUCUCAUGUACAUCACUGCCUCUGUGGUCUACCCUGUUUACUUUCUCCAGACAGAGUGCCCAGAUGAAAGCUGCGAGAUCCAAAUCUACCAAAUUGCUGUCACUGUCUGCUCCAGUGUCUGCUGUUUCCCCUACGGAGUUGAGGUGUUCCUAACUCGAGCCAAACCAGGGGCUGUGGUGGGUUACAUGGCCACGGUGUCCGGUCUACUCAAGGUUGUCCAGGGUUUUGUGGCCUGCAUAAUUUUCGGGGCUCUAGCCAAUGACAGUGAAUACAACAACUACAUUGCUACCCAGUACUGUGUAGUGGUGUACAGCCUGUGCUUCUCUGUGACUGUGAUAGUGGUCAUCGUGACAGUCUCUGGAAGGACAUCAGCACUGCGGUUCCCCUUUGACCGAUUCGUAGUUGUCUACACCUUCUUUGCUGUGAUUCUCUACCUCAGUACUGCACUUAUCUGGCCCAUCUUCAGUUUUGAUAGGAAAUACGGCACCACCGACCGUCCUGAGGACUGCCCACGUGGAGAAUGUCCCUGGGACAGUAAGCUGGUGGUGGCAGUGUUCACCAGUGUCAACCUAAUCUUGUAUUUUGUUGAUCUGAUUUACUCCCAGAGGAUCCGCUUUGUCUCCAGAUCUGCUGUCUAAAUGUUACCCCUUCAAGACUAUUAAUCCUCUGAGACAAGUGGACAGGUUUAAGCAUCCAACAUGCCGUCCACAGUCAGGUCUCAUUGACGGACUCAUUCCCUUGAAUCCAAAAAUGUAUGGUGUUAUUUCUGUGUAACAAUUUUUAUUAUCAGUAUUCAGCAUUCUAGUAUUGAGCCUCUUUGCUCAGCAGUCAAAACUGACAGUAUUGCCCAUGAUACAGUAUUUGCGAGAAAGGGCUUUUGCCCAGUUGUGUAAUGACCUACCAGGGAGAGCAUGCCAGGUGCACCGUUUAGCUGAUGUUAGCAAUUUCUUGCACCAAGGACUCUGGGAAAUGCGUCCAUCUCAGCACCAAAUACAUCCCUCCGCUCCAACUUCCUUUGGUGGUCUCAUACAAGACAGACCUAUGCGAGUGUAAGAUAAUGUUUAGAGUAUCAGAGCAGUGCUAUGUCAGAUAGACACCCUCAGCCUUACAAAGACUCAGAAAUGUAUUUAAUUGUAUUUAAACAAAUAAAUUAGUGAAAAUAUGUCUCAUAGAGAAGCAUAGUAAAUGUUAAGUCUGCAGUGUGCACUGAAUGUAGCUGUUGGUUUUUGGCUUUACGGACAUUUGGUUGUUUGCUGUUGUUGAUUUUUUCAGUAAUGUUCCUAAUAUAUGGAAUGUCAAAUUUCACAUUUAUUAGGCUUUUCCAGUUAUCCACUGAAUUUUCAAUGUAUCUAAUACAUGGAGGUUUUUGAGAGCAGGUUUAAAGACAGUAUCAAAUUGAUUAUUUGUGAUAAGAAUGAUCAUGAUGUGUAAUAUUUUGUCUUUUGCUACAUUUCUAAUGUGUCCUACGUUUAAUUAAAUAUCUAAUAUUUUG